This is a messenger RNA of Nymphaea colorata (pocket water lily), 7051 nucleotides long. RefSeq names its product protein SWEETIE. The record is from RefSeq and is a predicted model, not a curated record. Gene Ontology annotation, biological process: carbohydrate metabolic process. The transcript has 48 exons. The coding region runs from base 65 to 6553 and encodes 2162 amino acids. Lineage: Eukaryota; Viridiplantae; Streptophyta; Magnoliopsida; Nymphaeales; Nymphaeaceae.
AUAUAGCCAGUUUCGCUCUGUCUCAAUUCCGAAUUGGGAGUGGUCCUCGCCAACGCGACCUUCCAUGGCGAGGCAGCAAGCAAGCGUCCGCGAGGGCGUUCCCCUCUCCAGGUUUGGAAUCCUCGUCGCUCAGCUAGAGUCCAUCGUUGCCUCCGCGCAUCAGCAGGCCCCUGACCCCCUCCUCUGCUUCGAUUUACUCUCCGAUCUCGUCUCUGCUAUCGAUGAAGAGCCCAAGGAAUCCAUUAUCCUAUGGCAGAGAAAGUGCGAGGAUGCUCUUCAUUCGUUGCUCAAACUGGGAGCUCGUCGUCCUGUGUGGCGACUUGCUUCCCUUGCCAUGGUGAAAGUGAUAUCAAAGGGAGAAGGCAUUUCUGUAUACUCGAGAGCAAGUAGCCUGCAAGGGCGGCUUUCUGAUGGGAGAAGAGCCGAUGUGAUUUCCUAUGCUGGUGCUGCACAUUGCCUGGGGGAGUUGUACAACUCAUUUGGGCGGAGGAUUGCUUCAGGCUUAAUUGAAACAACUAACAUUACUGCAAAGCUAAUGAAGUUUCAUGAGGAAUUUGUUCGGCAAGAAGCCUUACAAAUGCUUCAGAAUGCCUUGGAAGGUUCUGGGGGAGGAGGCUCUUCAACUGCAUAUUCUGAAGCUUACCGCACCAUCAUGCGUUUAGGCAUGACGGACAAGUCACCUACUGUAAGGAUAGUUGCAGCAAGGUGUCUUACUGCAUUUGCCAGCAUUGGUGGCCCAGGACUUGGACCAACAGAAUUUGAGCACUGUGCAACAUGUUGUGUCAAGUCUCUUGAGGAUCCUGCCUCCUCUGUUAGAGAUGCCUUUUCUAAAGCCUUAGGGGCAUUGCUUGCUCUUGGGAUGCACUCAGAAACACAGGUGCAAACAAAGACCAAAUUGCAAUCUGCUGCAGCAAGAAAGGUAGAAGGUGGUAUACAGAAACAUUUAAUAUGGCCUUUUGUCAAGGCUAGCGGUCAUCACUCGAAGGAACUUCGUGUUGGAAUCACUUUGUCAUGGGUAUAUUUUCUACAGACAAUGUGUCUGAAGUAUCUUCUGGUGGAUGUGGAGCUUCAACAAUUUGCUUUACAGGCAAUGUAUAUGCUCAAUGGGAAUUCCGUAGUGGAUGCCCAUCCAUUGGCAUGUGUUCUGUAUAUCCUUCGGGUUGGUAUUACUGAGCAGAUGACUGAGCCAACACAAAGAAAGUUUCUCUUCUUCCUCGGCACACAGUUGGAAUUGCCUGGAACCAGCCCUGCCAUAAAGGUGGCUACACUAAGGACUUUGUCCUUCCUUUUGACAACUUUGGGAGAAGUUCCAAUGGAAUCGAAGGACAUUUUUGAUAGAACAGUUGUUGCAGCCUUAUCUCAUCCAUCUUUUCUGGUGCGUGUGGAAGCUGCUUUAGCAUUACGUGCCAUAGCAGAAAUCGAUUCUACUUGUGCAGGGAACUUAAUUUCUUGUGGUGUGACAACAUUACAUGCUUUAAGGGAGAGUGCUUCCUUUGAAAAGGGGGAUCGACUGAAAGUUGAACUGGACUCUUUGCAUGGACAAGCAGCAGUUCUAGCUGCUCUUCUAUCCAUCUCCCCUGUGUUGCUUCUUGGUUGUCCUGCAAGAUUGCAAAAAGCAGCAUUCGAAGUUGCUAAAGACAUGAUAACUGAAUGUAGUAGCAACCCUAUUGCUGCAGCUGUAGAAAAGGAAGCUGGGUGGUUACUUCUUGCCUCAUCUAUAGCCUCUAUGCCGAAGGAGGUACUUAAUGCCCAGGUGUUCGAUAUACUUGCUUUGUGGGCGAUGGCAUUUCAAGGAAAUACUGAUCUUCAAAUCAAGCCACUGGAUGACUUAAAAUCUGAAGUUUGUGUUUGGACCGCUGCAGUUGAGGCACUAACUGCAUUUACCAAGAAAUUUAUUUCUUCGAAUAUGACAGCAGUCAAUAAAGGAAUAUUGCUUCAGCCUGUUUUGGUAUACCUUAGUGCGGCCUUAUCCUGUAUAUCAUGCAUACCUGCUAGGCAGUCUCAGAAUAUAAAGCCUGUUGUUGAUCUUUUUGUUAUUAGAACGUUGAUUGCUUAUCAGUCCCUGCCUGAUCCAAUGCUGUACAAAAAUGAUCAUAUGCGGAUGAUUGAGAUCUGUACCACACCAUUCAGGGAACCUUCAGGAUGUGAAGAAAGCUCGAGUUUACGGCUAUUGCUAGACAAAAGAGAUUCAUGCUUAGGUCCAUGGGUUCUUGGCAGAGAUUGGUUUGAGGAUGAGCUUCGUGCCUUUGAAGGUGGAACUGAUGGUGCAAAUCCUUACUUAUGGGAUAAUGAACUCCCUAGCUUUCCGCAGCCGGAAACAUUAAGCAAGAUGUUAGUCAACCAGAUGCUUUCAUGCUUGGGAAUCAUGUUUGCAACACAGGGAACGAAGGGAAAGCUCAUGCUUCUUAGCUUGAUUCAGCAGUCCUUGAAAUCUGGAAAGAAGCAGUCAUGGCACACCUAUAGUACAACAAAUGCUUGUGUGGCUCUUCUUACUAGUUUGAAGUCAUCACUUGCAUUGCGUCCUCAACCACUGGAACCAGAGAUACUAAGUUUGGCACAAUCUAUAUUUCAGGGCAUCCUUAGUGAUGGAGAUGUUGGUGCUGCACAGCGACGAGCUGCGUGUGAGGGUCUUGGGCUGCUAUCUCGCCUAGGGAAUGAUUCUUUUACUGCGAGAAUGACGCGUUCGCUUCUAAAUGACCUUUCUGGGGCAUCAGAUUUGAGCUAUGCCUAUGCCGGUUCUCUUGCUCUAGCACUAGGUUGUAUUCAUCGCAGCGCUGGAGGAAUGGCCUUGUCUACGUUGGUGCCUGCAACAGUUAAUUCAGUCAGUUCACUUGCUAAGAGUUCAAAUGCUUUCCUCCAGGCGUGGUCUCUGCAUGGCCUCCUCCUUACCGUUGAAGCUGCUGGUUUAUCUUUUAUUUCCCAUGUGCAGGAAACACUUAUGUUGGCUAUGGAGAUUUUGUUAUCUGAUGAGAAUGGUCAUAUAGAUCUUCGGCAAGGAAUAGGUCGUUUAAUAAAUGCUAUUGUGGCAGUGUUGGGGCCUGAAUUGUCUCCUGGGAGCACUUUUUUUUCUCGCUGCAAGUCUGUUAUUUUGGAGACAAGCGCUGGAGAAGAGACAUCUACACUUCUUGAAUCUGUUAGGUUCACACAACAGCUAGUUCUUUUUGCACCACAAGCCAUGUCAGUCCAUUCUCAUAUUCAGUCACUUCUUCCUACUCUUUCUUCAAGACAGCCUGCCCUUCGUCAUCUUGCAGUGUCCACUCUGCGGCAUCUAAUAGAAAAAGAACCCGUUGCAGUCAUCAAUGAGCAUAUUGAGGGGAACUUGUUUUGUAUGCUCAAUGAAGAAACAGAUUCUGAGAUUGGGACAUUGGUUCGUGCCACCAUUAUGCGCUUGCUACAUGCAUCUUGUCCUUCUUAUCCACAAUUGUGGAUUCAACUUUGUCGAAGUGUGGUUCUUGCUACUUCAGGAAAAUGGGUGAAUGCACAUAGUUCAUUGGAGCAUGAUAUUUCAGCUGGAAAUUCUGAUGGUGAUAUGGCGAUUAAUUAUGGAGAUGAUCGUGAAGACAUGAUAGCAACCACUUAUAAUGCACAGGGAAGGGGAUCUUUCUUUGAUAUUCAACGCAUUCAGGUCAAGAAUGAUAAACAUCUACGUUAUAGAACUCGUGUUUUUGCAGCAGAAUGUCUGAGCCACAUACCUGCUGCUGUUGGAUUUGAUGCUGCGCAUUUUGACCUGACUUUGGCUAGAGAAAGGCAUUUCAAUGAUUCCAGUGAUUGGUUGGUCUUGCAUAUCCAGGAGCUUGUGGCACUUGCUUUCCAGGUAAGCACCUCCCAAUUUGAGAAUAUGCAACCCAUGGGAGUAUCGAUUUUGUGCACGGUUCUGGACAAGUUCGAGAAGACUCUUGAUCCUGAAGUCCAAGGUCAUCUUCUAAUGGAGCAAUAUCAGGCCCAGCUUGUUUCUGCUGUUCGAACUGCUUUGGAUAUUAAUUCCAGUCCUCUGCUUUUGGAAGCUGGUCUGCAGUUGGCAGCAAAAAUUCUCACUAGUGGCAUUCUUAGAGGGGAUCAUGUUGCGCUUCAGCGGAUAUUUCAUUUAAUUUCAAGACCAUUGGAUGAUUUUGAGGACAUCUACUAUCCAUCUUUUGCAGAAUGGGUGGCAUGCAAGAUCAAAGUACGACUCCUAGCAGCACAUGCUUCCGUCAAAUCAUAUACCUUUAGGUACUUGAGAAGAGACCCAGAAUGCUUGCCUUCUGAAUAUGCAGCACUAAUUCCUGCAUUCUCAAAGAGUUCAACCGUCUUAGGAAGAUACUGGAUUUCAGUGCUUAAUGACUACAUCCAUAUAUGUUUUGGACUACAGUCCAUGACCAGUUUCAAGCCGUUCCUUGUUGGUGUCCAAUCUUCACUUGUUUCAUCAGUGGUGAAACCCUGUCUAGAUGAAGCCUGGCCAGCAGUUCUGCAAGCUGUCACAUUAGAUUCUGUCCCUCUCCAUACUGAAGUAGAUGGCUCAGAAGCUGGAGAAGUGUCUACUUUAGAAAAUUACUUGUCUGGGUAUAGCAUGGUCAAAUUGACAUCAGAUCAGUUCAAUUUGAUUUGGGGAUUUGCGUUAUUUGUUCUCUUCUUUCAUGGACAGUCAAAUGAUCCCAAACAUAACCCAAAGAUUUUUAGUCCUUUCAAGAAUUGUGAUAAUGGAAAUAAAGGAGACACAAAGACAGGAGUUCAGGAUCUGAAACCCUACGAGGUUGCACUAAUUGCUAUUCUUUCUCUCUCGAGUAAGGAGUUCUAUUAUUCUGGAAUGGUGUCCUUGGAUCUUUCCAAAGAACUUGGGCAGACUUUGUUAUAUCUUGUUCAUAUGGAUGCUUCGUGGAAUGAUCUUUCAAUAAAUUUAUUAGCGCAGAUUGUGCAGAAUUGUCCUAUUGAUUAUCUUGAGAAUGAAGAAUUUGCAGCCUUCACAACGGAGCUUUGCAUCAAGCAACUUCAUAUGGCUUUUGAAAGAGUUCUGAAACGUUCACAUGUUGAUCCUGUGUGCAUCAAAACAUUUUGUACUUCACUGAAUGUAGCUGAAACUCUUGCCAUCCGCAUGUCUGCUGAGAAACAAUUGAGUUUGUUGCUGGCUUUGCUGUGUGCAAGCUAUACUUGUCUCCGAGGUGCUACGAGUUACAUAGUGUUGUCACCAUUGAUUGCAUUUCUCCACAAAGUUCUGCCUUUGCUGAAGCAACAACUUAAAGCUGUUUCAAUUUUUGUUUCAGGCAAAGCUGAUGAUGAUACUGAUAGAGCUGAAAAUAUGAAAACAGUCAUUGGUGCUUGGGCAAGUUCCACUACUCAGCUUUGUGUGCACUACACUAAAAGUAUCCACACAGCGACCAACAGGGGGGACUUGCUGAAGCUAUAUCUGCGGGCACUUUCUUUUUGCUUGGAGGAAUAUGUGUUGCUUGCAAAAAUGGUUUAUGAAAUUCAGUGUUCUGAUUCAAAUGGCGAUGACAUAUUCUAUUUUUCCAUUUAUUGGCAUUGCAUCAACUGCGUAAUGAGUUGUCUUUCUGACUUCCAUAUGGAGGUUCAAGCCAUUGGAUUGCAUAUAUUAAAAACCAUCAUGGAAAAAGAGCUUGGCGAAUGCUCAAAGGUGGACAAAUGCUCAUUUGCUCUUUUUUUUGUGGGGGAGUUCCUUGAAGCGGUUUUGCUUCUAACUCAAAAACUCUUGAAGAAUCCAAUGACUCGCAAAUCAAUGGUAAUAGUAUGUGAUUGCCUGAAGUUACUUCUUUUCCUACACAAUCUACCACAAGCAAGUGAAUCUAAAAAAGAUAUUGUGAACUUGAUAUUAGAAGCCACAAUCAUGGUUUCAUCCAACCCCACUAAUGAUCAUGCUUUGGAAUUUCAAGAGGUUAAGAAUCUUGCGCUAAAAUUGGUAUCUAGUCUUGCUCAUAGUCAUGCAUCCAUUGUGCAUUUUAAAGAGGUUGUAAUGGCACUUCCAGCAACUCAGAGACAGAUGCUGCAGGACAUAGUCAGAGCAUCAGUCCAUGCAUUACCAGUUGCUCCACUUUCAGCAGUCAAGUUACCUGUUCAAUCCAAAACCAUUCUCGAUCCACAAGCAUCUUCUACCACCUCAGCUGUCGUACCUGAGAUUGUGGACAAUUACAUGGAGGAAGAAGAUGACUGGAACACUUUCCAGUCAUUUCCUACUUCUGCAUCACACAGUGAAAGUGAAAUCCAUAUUCAGCCCAGACCAAUUGGUGACUCUUCUGUCUCAUACGACAAUAAUGAUGCAGAGACCAUCUCUCACAAGAUCACAGAUAAUCAACCAGCUGUUGCGCCAACAACAAUGAAUAAUGCAUAUGAAGAUAGUGAAGGACUUGCUGAUGGCAAAAGCAUUGUCAACAAACAAGGAACGGAUGAGCAGUUGACUUUGUUUGGACAUGAUGAUUUUCAUGAAGUUUCUGAUCGGCAAUCUUUUGGUGUUGCAAAUGUCUCUGAAUCUGGGUUGUUGAGCUGCAGAGAAUAUGGUGAAGGUUCUGAUGGAGAACGGGUGGAUAAUGAUGGCAGGAAUAUUGCCGUGUUAAUAAAAGACUGAAAGAGAAUCUAAUAAUUGAAUUGUAAUAAGAGAAAAUUAUAUUAAUCCCUAUGUAGUUGGAUUGAAGAUCCUUAGCGUUCUGAAGUUGGACAGGUAGAUUUUUGAUUAGUUGAUAACAGAUUAUGUGGAUGGAGGCUGAUUGAUAGGUAGUGGUCGAGAGGAAAAACACUAGUCAGGAGCAUUUUUACAUUCAGGCAAAUGAAGGAAUGCUUGUCAUGGUGAUAAAUUGAUAUACUGUGAAUCUUCUACACAGGAUUAGAAUGGUAGGAUGCAGGGCAAGGGCGACAAUGUUAUAGAGCAGCUACAGGAUUAAAAGUUUGUGAUUUACUCGUGAGACAUGUAUGUCUUCCCAUUGUACAUGGCAAUGUCUGGAGCUAUGUUGUAAGCUAACAUACAAUUCAUAUUGAGCUAAUUUCUCGAACUAACUUCUUCCACUGAUUCAUUUUAUUGUUCAUGGUUGCUCGUUGCCUCUAAUCAGUUGGCUGCUGGUUUUUCUUU